AUGCAGCCAGGACAACAGUUCUUGGACCAAAGUGCGAAGAAAUCCGACGAAACAUACCGAGCAGUUCUUGGCGCACUCAACUUCUUGGCGGGCGGCACAAGACCCGACAUUUCCUUUGCAGUUCAUCUUCUUCAAACCUUCCAAGAAGUCUACACUCAAGAACAUUGGUCGGCAGCGAUGCGAAUUCUCUCCUACUUGAACAGAACUUCAGAUCUUUGUCUCCUUUACCGUCGUUCUUCAACUCCAACUGACAUCGUCACCUUUUGUGAUGCCUCAUGUUCAGAUUCAAAAUCCUUUUCUGGGUAUGUGGUGUACUUUGGAGGUAACUUAGUAUCAUGGAGAUCUAAGAAACAACGGAUGGUCGCGAAUUCCACCGGUUUCGCAGAACUGGUCGCUCUCGAAGAUGCAGUCACACAGACGGUCUGGCUGAGCAAUUUCCGACAAGAAAUCUUCAAGGAGUCUAAAGAUCAUCAACAAACUCUGGUUCUAACGGACAGUACAGCAGCACUUCAAGCCUCGCAUCAAUCCGCUCACCACUCAAGGAUGAAGACAAUUUUGAAUAAAGCCGCAUCCAUUCGCCAACAAGAGGAACUUGGCUUGGUCUCCUUCAACUUUCAUAUAUUUCAUCUUUUGACAACGUCGCCGAUCUCUUCACCAAAGCCUUGCCUGCGCCAGCUUUCCAAAGCGACAAUUGCAGCCAUGUGA
This is a messenger RNA of Condylostylus longicornis, 705 nucleotides long. RefSeq lists its product as uncharacterized. The record is from RefSeq and is a predicted model, not a curated record. The transcript has a single exon. Gene Ontology annotation, molecular function: nucleic acid binding. Lineage: Eukaryota; Metazoa; Arthropoda; Insecta; Diptera; Dolichopodidae. Bases 1 to 705 code for a protein of 234 amino acids.